GCAAAACAUAAACAAAUAGAAUAGAAGCAUAGAAGAUACAACACAUCAUCAGUUUCUAUUUUGUACAACACUUUUUUGAGUUUACCGAUAGAUUAAGGUAAAUUGAGUCACGAAAAGCAUGAUUCACAGUUUGUUCAUAGUCAACUCGAGUGGCGAUGUCUUUUUAGAGAAACACUGGCGGAGUGUUGUAUCCCGAACGUGUGUUUCCUACUUUUUGGACGUUCAGCGUGAAACGCCGAAUGACGUCCCGCCGGUAAUAUCAACACCGCAUCACUAUCUGGUUUCUAUCCAACGCGGAGGAAUUUCGCUGGUAGCCGCUUGCAAACAAGAAUGCCCUCCACUGUUUGUGAUCGAGUUCCUCCAUCGGGUUGUGGACACUUUCGAGGAUUACUUUUCAGAGUGCACCGAAAGCAUCAUCAAAGAGAACUAUGUUGUGGUGUACGAGCUGUUGGAUGAGAUGCUGGAUAACGGUUUCCCACUGGCAACCGAGAGCAAUAUACUGAAGGAGCUGAUCAAGCCGCCGAAUAUUCUGCGAACCAUUGCGAACUCCGUUACCGGAAAAUCGAAUGUGAGCGGAACGCUUCCAACCGGGCAAUUAUCAGCCAUUCCAUGGAGAAGAACGGGUGUCAAAUACACAAACAAUGAAGCAUACUUCGACGUGGUCGAAGAAGUGGAUGCCAUUAUUGAUAAAAGCGGACAGACGAUAUUUGCGGAAAUACAAGGAUAUAUUGACUGCUGCAUCAAGCUCAGCGGAAUGCCGGAUCUGACGCUCUCCUUCAUGAACCCACGUCUCUUUGACGAUGUUUCCUUCCAUCCGUGCGUUCGCUUUAAGCGUUGGGAAUCGGAGCGGAUUCUUUCCUUCAUCCCACCGGACGGUAACUUUCGGCUUAUGUCGUACCACAUAGGAUCGCAGAGUGUGGUCGCGAUUCCGAUCUACGUUCGGCAUAAUCUUUGCUUGAAGUCGGGUGAACAGGGUAGGAUGGAUAUCACGGUGGGUCCCAAGACUACCAUGGGACGGAUUGUGGAAGGCGUCAAGCUGGACAUUCGUAUGCCGAAGGCGGCUCUCACGUGUGCUCUGCUGGCUAGCCAGGGUAAGUAUUCGUUCGAUCCGGUCACGAAGACGCUCCAUUGGGACGUUGGACGGAUCGAUGUUACCAAGCUUCCGAAUAUUCGAGGAACCGUUUCCGUAGCGGCAGGAUGUACCUCGCUGGAGACUAGCAUUGAUAGAGUGCAGUUUACUAUUUCACAACUUGCCGUGUCCGGGCUGAAGGUGAAUCGGCUGGACAUGUACGGCGAAAAGUAUAAGCCCUUCAAAGGGGUCAAGUAUGUAACGAAGGCUGGUAAGUUCCAGAUCCGAAUGUAAGGCAGUCGGCACCCUCUUUGCGGCUAGAUAAUCUCAAUUAAUCAGCUUCGUCGAAUAUGUGUCUAUCGAAUAUAUCGGAAACAUUCCAUA
Toxorhynchites rutilus septentrionalis is the source of this 1453-nucleotide messenger RNA. RefSeq names its product AP-3 complex subunit mu-2 (gene carmine). The transcript is spliced from 6 exons. Gene Ontology annotation, cellular component: clathrin adaptor complex; cytoplasmic vesicle. Gene Ontology annotation, biological process: endocytosis; intracellular protein transport. The record is from RefSeq and is a predicted model, not a curated record. Bases 119 to 1363 code for a protein of 414 amino acids. Lineage: Eukaryota; Metazoa; Arthropoda; Insecta; Diptera; Culicidae.